AUGCAGGUCUCUUACCAGUUUGGCAUAGAACAACCAGGUAAGCACUCCGGCAGUGCAGUUAUUUUCAUAUAAAUUAAGCAAGACUGCAUGUGUAUUCCAGAGCAUAGCUGUCAACUUACAGAUUUGAAAAUAAGGGACCAGCAGCCUCGGAAAUAAGGGAUCAGCAGCCAAAAUAAGGGAUUUUCCAAGCACAGGUAUGUUCAACUUCUGAGCCCCUCCGAGCCAAAGGCAGAAAGCCCAGCCAGCAGCCAAAUGAAGCCUCAAGCGGUGGUUCCCACAGCGCAGCAACCCAGCAAAGGGGAUGCAGCAAGGAAAACCACUGUUACCUCUCCGCUGGGAAGCGCUGAGCAAAGGCGAGUCCCCAGGCAACGCGGCCGAUUUGAUCGGCACAAGGCAUGCAAGCUCCACUCCCCAGUCGUUAUUAGACUCCUUAUUGGGUGAGCAACGCAGCCAAGCAACACAGUUGGAGCCUCCCUCCUCCCUGGCUGGCAGGGAGGGAGAGGAGCUGCUUCCUUUGAAACCCGGGAAAUUUAAGGGACACCAUCAAUAAGGGCAGCAGUGGCACACAGCACUGGGAUAAGGGACUUUCCCGCCAGAUACAGGACGGUUGCCAGCUAUGUUCCAGAGCCUCCCACCCCCGCAAGUGCACUGCUGCAAGCUAGAAAUUUGGCAUCAGAAUGUCCCCAGAGAAGGUAAGAUGACCUUGCAUCAAAGCAAGUGUCCCCCCACCCACACUUUCCACUGCAUCCUCCCAUCACUUCGCUUAUUGCAAGAAGUCCAAUCCUUUGGGAGGUCUUGCAGAGCAAACUGCUUCCCCACCCAACUAUAAAUGUGCACCCUGAAUUUGCCAGUGUAUGACUGAACCCUAACCUGAAACAGCAAGCAGUUUGGCAGCACCCAUUGUCCCCACCCGCUCCGAGUACAGUGCCUUAUCAGGAAAGGAUUGCAGUCAUUCCAACGCAGGAAGUGAUCAGGCAAAAGGAAAGACCAGGCGCACAGUGACACAAGGACUGCGAUAAGGUUUCUUCUCAUGACAGUUAUGCUAAACUCCAGCCACAGUCCCACUCCAGGAGAUGCGCUAAGGACAUUAACACAAGAUAAUAAACUCCAACAAAGUACUCACCAGGUGCAGCACAGUCCAAAACAAACCUCCAUCAAGCACAGAGAACCAGCUCAGGUCCAAAUGUGAUCCAAAGGCAAGGUCAGGAAACAGUCCAAGACCAGUAUAUAAGAGGGAGGUUAUAUAAAGGUGCGUAUCAGCCACUCAGGGUACAUAGCAGUGCUGGAUUAAACCCUGUGGAGGUCCUUAGGCAGUUGAAAUCUCAGUGACAGAUAUCCCCACUGGUGGGAAUAAUUUUCCUUCAAGAUAUUAUUUUGAUAAGUUGUCACAGGACCCCUAAAAAGUGGGGGGGGGCCCGAUAGGCUGGUACCUACUCUGCCUAUUAGAUAUUCAUACCUUGGACACGGGUGGUUCUGUAGUCUAAACCACUAAGCGUCUUGGGCUUGCUGAUCAGAAGGUUGGCGGUUCGAAUCCCCGUUGUUCUGUCCCAGCUCCUGCCAACCUAGCAGUUUGAAAGCAUGCCAGUGCAAGUAGAUAAAUAGGUACUGCUGUAACGGGAAGGUAAACAGCAUUUCCAUGCGCUUUGGUUUCCGUCACGCCAGAAGCGGUUUAGUCCUGCUGGCCACAUGACCCAGAAAGCUGUCUGUGGACAAACACCGGCUCCCUAGGCCUGAAAGCAAGAUGAGCAACCCCAUAGUCGCCUGUGACUGGACUUAACCAUCCAGGAGUCCUUUACCUUUGAGUCAAGAGUCCUGUGUUGCUUCCCACAACUAAAUGCCUCAAAAGGGAGGCCUUAUAUAAACACACACUGGCCUCCCAAACCACAGCUGCUAGCAAUCAAGGGGGUAGUAGGCCUGGUUUACUCUCAAGAAUUCUGCUUACUCCUGAGUAGACCAGCAGCUCUGAGUCUUUAGAGGCAUACUACACUGUUGCUCUCCCACAGGGAUGCAAAGCUUUUUUGCUGGUGGUGUUCUCAAGUCGUCUCUUCUGCAGGUUGCAGAGGUUCCUCAAGGGUGGGGUCAGCAAACUUUUUCAGCAGGGGGGCCAAUCUACUGUCCCUAAGGCCUUGUGGGGAGUCAGACUAUAUUUUGAAGGGGGGAAAUGAACAAAUUCCUAUGCCCCACAAAUAACCCAGAGAUGCAUUUUAAAUAAAAGCACACAUUCUACUCAUGUAAAAACACCAGGCAGGCCCCACAAAUAACCCACAGGUGCAUCUUAAAUAAAAAGUCACAUUCUACUCAUGUCAAAACAUGCUGACUGACUGCAGGCCAGAUUUAGAAGGCCUUAAAUUGCCUACCCAUGCUCCAGGGGGUCCUCCACAUUGGACUUGGUGGGUGGUGAGGGGGCUCCUAGCUGCUUCUCAAAGCCCUCAACCUGUGGGGUGCCCGGUUAAAGAUAAAGGUAAAGGGACCCCUGACCAUUUGGUCCAGUCGUGACUGACUCUGGGGUUGCGGCGCUCAUCUCGCUUUAUUGGCCGAGGGAGCCGGCGUACAGCUUCCGGGCCAUGUGGCCAGCAUGACUAAGCCGCUUCUGGCGAACCAGAGCAGCACACAGAAACGCCGUUUACCUUCCCGCCAGAGCAGUACCUAUUUAUCUACUUAUGUGCUUUCGAACUGCUAGGUUUGCAGGAGCAGGGACCGAGCAACGGGAGCUCACCCCGUCGCUGGGAUUCAAACCGCCGACCUUCUGAUCGGCAAGUUCUAGGCUCUGUGGUUUAACCCGGGGUGCCCGGUUAGUGCCCUCCAAGUUCCCCAUGCCAGGGGGCCAGGCACGGCAGCCGCUGCUUCUGCCUAUUUGCCUGGCUUACUGCCAGGCUCUGCCUUGAAUAGGUAGGCCGAGAAAGAUGGAGCGGUGCCACGGGUCUCCCUUAUUUCUUCUGUCUCUCGGUGUGGUGGCUACUGUCUCCUCAGGAGUCGGCAGGAAGAGCAGCAGGGAAAAUGCCAACAUAAACAUGGGGGGCAGGGAGCUGGUGGGUCCUGAGACCCCCCCUUCAGCUUCCGCUACCUGUCUGCCCCAGGUCUAUGGAAGAUUGCAAUAUUCCCCAAAAUGAAAAUCUGGACAAAGUUGAGCUUCUUUUCUUUUCUCAAAGUUGUUGAGAUUUUGGGGAGGAACAUCACCCUGCAAAUAAGUUUGGGGCUUUCUCCAAUUUUUGAAGGAUUCCCCUCCCCCCCCCACACACAAACAAAAUAACCCCUUUGCCAUAUGUCUGGGUUUUCCUGGACGUUUUUCCAAUCUAACGAAAUUCCACCCAGACGCAAAAUGGCUUCCUGAUUCCCGGAACGUGUCCAGGAAAACCAGGUUGUAUGGCAGCCCUAGCAAUUUAGGGGUCCUGUGACAAUAACAUUGGUUUAUUAAAAUUGGUUGGUCAGUAAAAUCAAAAGCAUAUUAGAUCAUUUGUGAGGCUGCCACCCCCACCCCCGAGAUUUCGACUGCCAAGAGGCCUCCACAGGGUUUAAUCCGGCACUGAGAAUUUCUAACAGGCAGAGUUUGGGUACAGGUGGCUACUUUUCAUUAAUGUAACAUAUAGGACUUGGCUAUACAAAUAUACCGUAUUUUUCGCUCUAUAAGACGCACCAGGCCUCAAGACGCACCUAGUUUUUGGAGGAGGGAAACAAGAAACAAAAUAUUCUGAAUCUCAGAAGCCAGAACAGCAAGAGGGAUCGCUGCGCAGUGAAAGCAGCAAUCCCUCUUGCUGUUCUGGCUUCUGGGAUAGCUGCACAGCCUGCAUUCGCUCCAUAAGACGCACACACAUUUCCACUUACUUUUUAGGAGGGGAAAAGUGAGUCUUAUAGAGCAAAAAAUACGGUAAACGUUUUAAGUGUUUGUUUCAAGUGCAUUAUAUAGAUUUGACACUAGAUGGCGAUGGUGAGCUUAUGGCAAAUUCAAUAUAUUUAUUUUUAAAAAGCAGUUUUUUAUAUGUGUCUGGAUUCCACCAUAGUCAAAUUCUUACCAUACUGUUGGAGUCCCACUCUCCACAUGCCCACCCUUUCAACCCAUCAAUAAACUAUGGGACCUGAUUUAAGGUUCUGAUUUAGUGUGUAAAAAUCCUUAUACAGCUUAGGACCCAGAUUCUUGUUGGAGUGCCUUUUCCUGGAAAUGGGUUUGUGGAUUAAAUCCCACCCAAAGAGAGCAACAAUCUAGAAGCCCCCUUCUCAAAAUUCCCAUACUGUAGUUUUGGUUCCCUUUACAGACACCUGGAUUGCUUUAGCUGAGAGGGACAAACUUGCAUGCAUUAGACUACCCCACCUCCAAAUGGUCUAGUAUUGUGAAGCAAGCAGUUGGCUAACUACUUUAUUUCCAUGGCAACAUAUUUGCCAAGCAUCAGGGCUAACAAUUGUCUUUUGUCAAGACCUAAGAGGCUUGGCUAGGUCUUGCUGGAGAGCUGUUAAGAAAACUCCUGUUCCACAGGUUUGACCACUUCAGCAGAUACUUGUCCAGCUGCCAGUCUUACAGUCAUAGAUUCAUCAAGUCGCAAGAGGGGUCUCCUGGUUAUUCUAGACCAACCCCCCAAAUUUCUGAUAACACCAAUGCUCAGAGGUAAUUUGUUUCCGCAGACACAAAACACAAGGUGUGGAAGAAGUUGACUAUCACACACGGGGCCGGAUUUAGGUUUGAUGAGGCCCUAAGCUACGGAAGGUAAUGGGGCCCUUUUUAUGUCCAGCUGUUCUUUGUCAACAACAAAUUGUCGCUGUUUUUUGUGUUGAAUAUAUGCUAUAUGGUAAUUUACGGACCUAAUAGCUAUCUAAAGCCAUUUGCACAUAACAAAUAGGAGCCUACACAACACAAAACACUGUUGCUGUAUGUAGGUUUUAUUUUAUUUGUUUUUAUUUUAUAUUCUGGAAAUGUACAUCCAGGUUUUUUUCCUUUAAUUUUUUUUUUGGGGGGGCUCCAAGAGAGUGGGGCCCUAAGCUAUAGUUUGUUUAGCUUACACAUAAAUCCGGCACUGAUUCACACUUUGGCUAACUUACACGAAUUUUGCUUGGCAGAAACAUACUGAAAUCCUUAUAAGAGACAUGUCACCUUCCAAAUCCUUCUAGUUGAAUCCCAGAGAUAUCUGGCUGGCCACUGCUGAGGACAGGACUUUGUUGUUGUUGUUUUUUAUAAAUAUUUAUUAAGAUUUUCACAAUAUUACAAAAUGAAAAAAGAAAAAGAAGAAAAAAUACAAAAUAAAAAUAAUUAAAAACAAUUCAAUCUUUCUAUCAUUUAUCUUUCAUUUACUUGUUUCCCGGACCUCCUCAUACCUCCCUUUUAUGUAUUCCAGUUCCUGAGGACAGGACUUUGAAAUAGAAAGUGAAGAUGGUAUCACACCUUGCCGGCUGCUUUUCAAACCAAAGAACUAAAGCAGCUCACGAUGAAGACAAAUAAACAAUAUAAUGACAGAAUAAUCAAAACCCUACCACUGAAACCACACACAGAAGGCUUUUUUAUUAUUAUUAAUCAGGCAUCAUUAAAAACAAACAACAUGAAAAUAAAAAGAGCCAUCCUAAUACCAUCAAAUCUCAAUAAGGGCCUGAUUUCCACCACACCUCCAAUAUACAGUGGUACCUCUGGUUAAGUACUUAAUUCGUUCCGGAGGUCCGUUCUUAACCUGAAACUGUUCUUAACCUGAAGCACCACUUUAGCUAAUGGGGCCUCCCGCUGCUGCCACGCCGCCGGAGCACAAUUUCUGUUCUCAUCCUGAAGCAAAGUUCUUAACCCCAGGACUAUUUCUGGGUUAGUGGAGUCUGUAACCUGAAGCGUAUGUAACCCGAGGUACCACUGUAUCUCCAGUCCUGACCCACAGGCAAUCAUGUUCUGAUCUUAUGUUCUUAAGUUCAGGCCUCCUGCCACUGUUCUCCAACUUCAGCUCACAGCAGUAAUAUGGGGGCACUGGGGAAGGGGUAUUUUUUAUUUUUUGUUUUGUAAUCCUUGGCCAGACCUCAGUGUUUCCCGCUAGUAGAAACAUAGCCAGACCUAUAGGCCUUUGUCCCAAACCACAAAAAGCAUCUCUUCCGUUAUUCAGUGGGCAGGGAAAUACAUGCUCAGAGGCAAUCUGUUCUAUACUAUAUUUUUACACGCUCACAGAUUGCGCCCAAUGAAUGAAAAUAGGUUCUUGAGUGGGGUCUCAGGAUCCAGGUAUUUACAGUGGUACCUCGGGUUAAGUACUUAAACUGUUCUUAACCUGAAGCACCACUUUAGCUAAUGGGGCCUCCUGCUGCUGCCGCGCCGCCGGAGCACGAUUUCUGUUCUCAUCCUGAAGCAAAGUUCUUAACCCGAGGUACUAUUUCUGGGUUAGCAGAGUCUGUAACCUGAAGCGUAUGUAACCUGAAGCGUAUGUAACCCGAGGUACCACUGUAUUUGUUUUAAGAUGUUUAUGAAUUGCCCAUCAUCCUAAAUCUCUAAGAGAUUUACAGCAAAAAUAAAGUACAGAGUUAACGUGCGCCACAAAUAAAACAGUAGAGUAUGAGGAAAGUGACCAGAUAAAAUUAACGUACCGGAAAUGCUUGCUGAAAUAAAAAUGUUUUCACAGCACGGCGGAAUCCAUACAGUGUCAGCAUCCAUCUCACCUGGAAGAGCAUCUGUUUUGCUUCCAGAAGGUCCCAGGUUCAGCCAUUCACUCUCAGUUCAAGCACUCAAGUCGAGCAAACAAAACCUUUGACUGCCACCUCAGGAUCUUAAAAACAGCUCCGUUGGAUUUGACCAGUCCCAGAUCCCAUUUCCUGAAGCAGUCAACCAGUUGUUUGCAGGAAGUCCAUAGGUAGUGUGUGAUAGAAAUAGAUCUAACCUAUAAUAUACCACCCUGCCCCCUGCAUUCUGAGGAAUAUUACCUCUGGAUAUAGAGAUUCUGUUUAUGGCUAAUAUAUGGGGUUCGUUGUUCCCAUAUGGCUCUUAUCCUCCACAGAUUUAUUUAAACACCUUGUGAACCCUGCUAAGCCAAUGGCUACUGUUACCGUAAGUUGUGGGUGAACAUAUCAGACGACACAGCGAUUCUUCAAACAGCUCUUGUUUAUUCACAGGCCAGAACAGAACUGAACUGAACUGAAGGGUUCAGUCAGCCUGUUUAUAUAGAGCUCCAGUACAAUGUUACUGUAACAACUUUCUAAAACUAUCCAAUCACUGAAUGUCACUUUCGAUCCUUCAUUUGCAUAACUAUCUACAGUAUCCCCCUGCUGGCUCAGGAUGAGAACUUCAGUACAUAACAGCUACCAUCAUCCUUCCUCUGUCCUGUAUCUUUUGCUAAUAAAUUUCACUGAGCUCUAGUAUAAUGGCAUCUCCAGGUAGGGCUGUGAGAGAACUCACUCUGAAAUCCUGGGGAGCCGCUGGCAGUCAGUGUUGACAAUACUGUGCUAAAUGGAUGAAUGGUGUUUGUAUAAGGCAGCUCCCUAUUUCCCUAUCUUUCUAUGUACAGUGGUACCUCGGGUUACAGACGCUUCAGGUUACAGAUGCUUCAGGUUACAGACUCCACUAACCCAGAAAUAGUACCUCGGGUUAAGAACUUUGCUUCAGGAUGAGAACAGAAAUCGUGCAGCGGCAGCAGGAGGCCCCAUUAACUAAAGUGGUACCUCAGGUUAAGAACAGUUUCAGGUUAAGAACAGACCUCCAGAACGAAUUAAGUUCUUAACCUGAGGUACUACUGUAUCUCCACUGGAUGGUCUGUUCUGAGUAAAGAGAGACUUGGUUUCUGGGACAGAAGGGCACCUCCCAAAGCUCAGUCCCUGAUCAUCCAAGUGGUUCUUGUUGUUUUACAAAUCUCCUUUUGCAUGUGUCUUUAGGUGAGGGGAGAGGGACUUUCUGUCAUUCAUCAGGCAAUGGCUUUUUCCACCUGCCUUCCCCCACCACCCAGGCCUAGGAGCCUUUCCCAGACCAUGACUUUAAGAACGGCAGAAGCAGCUGGGAAGACAGAAGCCAAGUUCAGGGAUAUUUUUUAAAAACAAAAUAUAAGUUGUAUGUCCUCAUUUCUCUAUUUGAUCCUUUUACAUGGUUUUUUAUGUUUUGUGGAAUUUUAUGCAUUGUGACUUGCCGUUAUUUUUAUUGCUUAUAAAAAGGUAAAUGACCCCUGACAGUUAUUUUUUUUUCUAAUUUUUUAUUAAAGUUUUAAACAACAAAACAAGAAAAACAACACACACAAAAAACAAUACAAAACUUAACAAUAAAAACACAAAGCACAACAAUUAAAAACAAACUCUCUUUUCCAUUUCCAAUUUUAAAUUACUUAUUUUCUAGACUUCCUCAUACCUCCCUCUUUUGUAUUCCAGUCCACAUUAUUUGUCCAGCAGUUUCUUUUCCACUUUUUAAUCCCAAUCUUUAAUUUAAUAAAAUGUUGAAAUAUAUAACUUCAACUUUUUAAACCUAAUCCUUGAUCUUAAUAUCAUAUAACUUUAAAGUUUUCCCUUUUAAUAUCAAAUUUCCAUUUCUUUAAACAUCUUUAAUCUUAAUCUUUAAUCUUAAUCUAUCCUUAACUUUAACCUGUGCAGCUGGAAACCACUUGUUUUCAGUCCAACAUCACUCUAACAUUCCUUAAUUUUGCAGUGUUUCUGAAGAUAGUCUUUGAAUUUCUUCCAGUCUUCCUCCAUCGACUCUUCUCCCUGGUCACGGAUUCUACCAGUCAUUUCAGCCAGUUCCAUAUAGUCCAUAAGUUUCAUCUUCCAUUCCUCCAGCGUGGGAUGACCCCUGACAGUUAAGGCCAGUCGUGACCGACUCUGGGGUUGCGGCGCUCAUCUCGCUUUACUGGCCGAGGGAGCCGGCAUUUGUCUGCAGACAGUUUUUCCGGGUCAUGUGGCCAGCAUGACUAAGCCGCUUCUGGUGAAACCAGAGCAGCACACGGAAACGCCGUUUACCUUCCCGCCGGAGCGGUACCUAUUUAUCUACUUGCACUUGGAUGUGCUUUCAAACUGCUAGGUUGGCAGGAGCAGGGACCAAGCAACGGGAGCUCACCCCGUCGCGGGGAUUCAAAUUGCUGACCUUCUGAUCGGCAAGCCCUAGGCUCUGUGGUUUAGACCACAGCGCCACCAUUAUUUAUUGUAGUUGGUAAGUGUAAAUAGUUUCAUUAUUAUUGCUGAUAUUUAAUUUUACUAUUUACUAUUAUACAGUAAUGGAUUAUUGAAUAUUGCUUUAUUUGAUAUAAGCUGCUUAUUUUAAAGUUAUUGUCACUUGUUUGUAUUGGAUCAGAUUGUUAUCACAUGUGUGAUCUUUGUUGUCUAAUUUUGGUUGUUUCUUCAGCUUGUAAACCGCCCUGUAUAUAGUAAUAUAGGAAGGCAGUAUACAAAUUAAAAGUGAAAUGAAAUUUAAAAGCAUACCUUCAAAACAGCUGGAAACACUUUUUCAAAUGGCAACUAAAGAUAGGUUUGAAAACAAUACAAAGCAGACACUCAUUGACAGAGAUCCAUUCAUCCAACUGGGAAAGGUUGUCAGAGUGAAAAUAUUUUCAAUUGUUUCCAAAAAGUACAGAUAAUAGGUGCUUAUCCCAGCAGCAAUGCUGUUCCACAAAACAGAGGCAGCCACACUGAAAGCUCUUUCUGCAUACUGGGCUUCUAAUAUUUAAGGGCCUUGAAGGAGAAAUCUCUUGCAGAACUACGGAUGAGGCAGUCUCAGUGAGGCAGUGGUUCUGAGCUGCAUAGGGCAUAGGGCCUUAUAUGUUAAUACUAACACCCACUGGCGGAGGAAGAGGAGUGGGGCGCCAUCGCGGCUGCCCUCCCCGCCCGCGCUGGGCGCCAUGCCCCUACAGGUGGUGCGGCACGCUCCCGGGUGCUCGUCAGACCUGCCCCUACCUACUCUCUGCCCCCCCCAGUGCCAGAGCAUGAAACUCCGCCACCGCUAACACCUUGAACUUGGCUCAGCAGAAGAUGGGUAGCGAGUGCAAAUCCUGAAAACCAAGGUGUUGCAUAGUUUGUCCCCACAAACAGCCUAGCCGUUGCAUUUUGCACUAGCUGUGGCCUCUGGAGCAACCUCAGUGGUAAGUCUCACAUAGAUCUCUUUGCAGUAAUUCAGCCUUGAAUGAUUGAUAAACCGCCCUUUGACUGGAUUCUCGGUGCCUGAAAGUUCAAAACAUUGGCCCCAUCUGCAUUAAGCGGUAUCAUACUGCAUUCAAAAGUCAGGACUUCCUCCAGAGAAUCCUGGGAACUAUAGUUUAAGGGUGCUGAGAGUGGUGUAACUAUCAAUCCCUCUUCCCAGUGUGGGAAUUAUAGCUCUGUGAGGGGAAUAGCGCUCUCCUACUUACUUUCAGCAGCAAUGGUUCCCAGGAUUCUUAGAAUUCUUGGGGAGGAAUCUAUGACUGUUGAAAGUGAUAUGAUUAUGCUUUGAAUGUCUAGUGCAGACGGGGCCAUUGUCUGAAAGAAAUCCACGCUUCUCAUUCUUGCUCAUUCCCUGACACAGACAAUUGCAGAGAUAGCAUCCCUUUGUCCUCUUCCAAGCUUUCCACUUUAAUGAGCAACGCCACCUUCUGGCCACUUGGAAGUCUGCUAGGCAGGUUAUUACAUAGACAUAGAGAGAAAGGAGGGAUUCAUCCUGCACACUUCUGGCAGGCCAGGCCGUUUUGGGCUGGUGAUGGUGAUCUGCUGGCCCUCACCCAAAUCCGUGGGUCUACAAUUGAGUGUCAGGUGCACAACCAACCCAUGAGAUCUACACUGUUGCACAAGGCUGUGAUUGCUAGGGCUGUUGUAGAAUCGAUGGCUGCAUUGUGUUGCAAGGAUGUAUGUGUUGGAUUACCGUAGUUGCUUCAAGAGAUCGCUCAUGCCUUUAAAUGUGAAAUGAGACUAAAAACUGGCCAGUAACUAAAGGAGGAGGCUGCCUGCUUCCUUAUUCACUCCCACAUUUCUGUUGCCCUUUGAUAUGUACAUAAAGAAUAUAUAUGUUCCAUUUCUCUUCUGAUGCUCCCAGUGUGCUGGGAUUGCAGCCAGAGUAAUACACAGAUUAUAGUAAAACAACUGGAUCUAGGAAACUUAGAUACAAACCGUUUUAGCUUUGAAGCCCACUCCAUGACCUGGGGUGAAUCAUUCCUUGUAAAAACAUGCACAACCUUCUGUACAUGCAACAGAAUAAUAAUAAUAAUAAUAAUAAUAAUAAUAAUAAUAAUAAUAAUGGCCUAUAUAUAAAGCUGCCUUAUACCAACUCAGAGAAUUCCUGCACUCUCGCCUAUAAUGAUUUUCCAACUUUUUGCAUUUUAAAAUAUUCUGUGUCUAUCUUCUCCAUACCCCAACCAGUACUGAUACAGUGGUACCUCGGGUUAAGAACUUACUUCGUUCAGGAGGUCCAGUCUUAACCUGAAACUGUUCUUAACCUGAAGCACCACUUCAGCUAAUGGGGCCUCCCUCUGCUGCCGGAGCACAAUUUCUGUUCUCAUCCUGAAGCAAAGUUCUUAACCCGAGGUACUAUUUCUGGGAUAGCGGAGUCUGUAACCUGAAGCGUAUGUAACCCGGGGUACCACUGUAAUCUGUUCUAUAGAUAAAUAUGCAGAGCUGUGUGUACCGGCAGCUACUGCAUGCAAGGAUUUGUGGACUGGAGCAGCAAUCUUGCAUGGGCAAUAGAAGAGGUGGGACCUGCAAGAAAAUGUUGCAGCGUAGAUUUCCUCCACUCAGUGCCUGCAAGUUAGAAACUUGGAAUGUCAUCCCACAAACUACUGUAGUUCUGUUAGUGCAAGGAACUUUGGCAGUGGCCAAUCACACAUGUUUUUAGGGCAUCUUCCAAAUUCCUGAUUCUUGAUGUUUGUGAAAAAGACCACCUUUUAUAUCAGCCUAUACACAGUAAUCCUGCACAUAUGACUGAUCGGCUCACCUUAUAUAGAUCAGCCAAAUGAUUAACUUCUGGUGACAACAUUGUAUGUUACACAUUCACCACUGAGGAAGUGUCCUUGGUUGAAAAAUGUUUGGUCUUUAGCCUUACUUUUUAUCAUUAUUCAUCACAUUAGCUUGAUGUGAAGGCAUCAUUCUGUUGCUAUCAUAAACUAGGGUUGCCAUAUUUCAAAAAAAUGAAAAUUUGGACGGAAAAGUUGUUUAGUUGUUGUUGUUUUUGCAAAGUUUUUUUGGGGGGGGGCAUCUCAAAUAACAUUGAAAUAUUUGAGCUAUUUUAAAUGGAACUUCCUAUCAUAAAUGCUGUGUUUUAGAAAUUUCGUUCCUAUGUUUGAUGCGUGGCCAUACAGUUUGUAAGACUGAAGUUGAAUUUUCUUUUCAUACACAUUUUAUCAGGGGCAUAGCGUGGGAGGAAGGGAGCGCUGCCAGGGCCAGUGCCCCAGAGCACAUUUUCCGGUGGGAGGUGCGUGCACGCUGCUCACACUGCCCUCCCCAAGCCCGUCCUCUGCUGUUUUGCGAGGCUGUGGGAUCACAAGGUGGGGAAAACCAUAAGGCCAGCCCAUGCCUCUACAUAGCUCCAUCCUUAUUUCAGACACCGUGAUAUACAGUGGUACCUUGGGUUACAUACGCUUCAGGUUACAGACGCUUCAGGCUACAGACUCCGCUAACCCAGAAAUAGUACCUUGGGUUAAGAACUUUGCUUCAGGAUGAGAACAGAAAUCUUGCAGUGGCAGCGCAGAGGCAGCAGGAGGCCCCAUUAGCUAAAGUGGUGUUCUUUACACUCUGCACGUGCUCAGAGGUGGCCUUCAUUAUUCCUCCCCAUGCUAAGGCCCUGGCAUGGAGAAGAAGUUCUGCAACUGGCUUCCUGACAAGCCCUUCCUCCAAAAAGCCAAUUUUUAUACAUGUCUAUCCCAUUUAAAUGAGCUUAGGUAAAGGUAAAGGGACCCCUGUCCAUUAGAUCCAGUCGUGGCUGACUCUGGGGUUGCAGCGCUCAUCUCGCUUUAUUGGCCGAGGGAGCCAGCAUACAGCUUCCGGGUCAUGUGGCCAGCAUGACUAAGCCGCUUCUGGCAAACCAGAGCAGCGCACGGAAACACCGUUUACCUUCCCGCCGGAGAGGUACCUAUUUAUCUACUUGCACUUUGACAUGCUUUCGAACUGCUAGGUUGGCAGGAGCAGGGACCGAGCAACGGGAGCUCACCCCGUCGCGGGGAUUCGAACUGCCGACCUUCUGAUCAGCAAGUCCUAGGCUCUGUGGUUUAACCCACAGCGCCUUUGCCCAUUGGCAUGCCAGAGAUUGGUGACCUGGAAGGGCAGCUCUCUCCCCUCUCAAGCUGAGCUGUUGUUACGACCACCAGUGAAACCAUGAACCAGAGUGAAUGACAGGCAGGUCCAUCGUCUCCCCUCUCCCAGAUCAAUCAACCCAUGAGCGAAAAGAAACCCCUCUCUCUUUCUCCCCUUCUGACCAACACCUGAGGAAUUUGCCUGAAGCCACACGGCUGACAGCUCCCAGAUGCCGCCCCUGCACAGCCGGUGCAUUUACUGCGAGCAACCGAGGGUCACGUAUCAUAAACCCAGGCAGUGCUACAGAUGUCUUCAUAAUAUUUUACAAGAGCUGUGUGCAGCGUUACCCAUAUUUCAGCUGGGAGCGUGAGAGUGAGAGAAAGCGAUAAGAAAGGGGGCGGCGUAAAGGAGCACAAGGUUGCGUGGAGCUCACGGUGGAAACUGGAGAAGGCUUUGAGAUUUUAAAAGCCUUAACAAAAGGGGGCAGUUGGGGGCGGGGGGCGGGGAGAGAGAAGAAACUGUUCAAAGUCUGCUUCCUGAUCCACCAACAGGGCACUGAGCCAAGGAGGCGCAAAAUAAUAAUUAAUAAAAAACGGAUUUUUGUGAAAAUAAUAAUUUAGUGGGGGAUGCCCAAUUUUGUCCUUGCUCAGGGCGCCAUGUGACCAAAGUCCGCCACUGGUUCUUCCUCCCAACUUCGUUGCUGCCCCUUUUGUCUUACAUUUCGCUCUAUCAGCUUCCCCCAAAACUAUAGUUCAGUGUUUGCAAAAGGAAAACCCUGGCCACCUAGAAAGUUAACUGAAAUAUACUCAGAGUCGCAAAGUGAUUUCAUGCUCUUUAUUCAGCUCAUAGUGGUGAGGAGGAAUGAAUGAAAGUCCCCUCAAAGUAUCUGCUUUAUAUACAUUAUUUACACAAUGGGCUGCACAUGAUUGGCUAAUUCUGGAAUUCUACUGUAAGCCAAUCAGGUUGUGGAUUCAUUUAUAUCUGGAGCAUGAUUGGGUGGUUCCUGCCAACCAAUCAUACUGCUGCAUUGUUCUAGGACCAAUCAGACUGCUGCAAUUUGGAUCCUAUUGUUCUAGGACCAAUCAGACUGCUGCAGUUUGGAUCCUAUUGUUCUAGGACCAAUCAGACUGCUGCAGUUUGGAUCCUAUUCAACUCAGUACAUAACAUUAACUGAAACUGUAUUUGGUGCCAGUGGGAGGUGGUAGCCAAAAGCAUGGAAUUAUGCUUAAAUUGCACAGUCCAUUGCUGGUCUUGCAGUUCCUGCCACCUGUGAUGUGUGGCAGUGGUGGACAUUGGACUCUGAAAUUUCAGCGGUGCCCUGUGCAAUGCUAAAUUCCCCCCCUCCACCUCUUGCACACCAUUCUACAGCACUGUUGCAGCACCCCCUGCAGCAUGGCGCCCAGUGCGGCCAAACCAGUUUCGUUGCACUAAAACUGCCUCUGUGUGUGGCUUUGCACGAUAAGGUCCCAGGUUCAGUUGCAGAAAGCAGGACUGGACAAUACAGGCAGUGUGGUGUAGUGGUUAGAGCAGGUGGUGCCCUCCUGGUGUUGUUGAACUACAACUCCCAUCAUCGCUGACCAUUAACCAUUUUGAGUAGGGAUGAUGGAGUAGGCAUGGUCACAUAACAACAGGAGAGCACUAGUUUGGUUACCCCAGGUCAGGGUGUUGGGUUGCGGACUUGGGAGACAAGGGUUCAAAUCCUCACUUGACCAUGAAGUUCAUUGGGUGACCCUGGACCCGACACAGUCAUUCAGCCUAACCCCCAAAACCACAGAAAGUUGUUGAGCUUUUUUGAUGAAAAAGCCAGAAACACACAAUUUCCCGGACACAUGGCAGCCCUAUUCUGGGGGGUUUUCCCCACCCCAGCUGGUUGAAGGGGCAGAGUGGGAGGUCCUGUGUGUUGGCUCUCGCUAGCGCAACUAUCUCGCUGAAUACUGAAUUUACAAUUAAAAUAUAAAGCUGAGGUUUGCAAUCCAUGUUUUUGGCAGUCUACGUAAUGCAAAGUCUAGCUUCAAAACUGUUAGGAGAAAGACGUAACUGCUCUAAUUCUGCUUUGCGGCAGCAAGGGGGAAAGAAUUCGAGAUAGACAUCCCUUUGGUUCCUUAAUCUUGAGAGAAGUAUGUGCUUAAUGUUAUCAGGAAAGUUUAAGAAUCGGAGCUCAAGGAAGUAUUACGAUGAUUUGGAGUUUGAUUUGUUGCCUCUGCAGCUGGAUGGCUCGUUGCUGAUUUAUACUGUGGACUCGGUUGUAUAUGUACCUUUGGGCUAUAUGUUUUCCAGCCUUGGGGAUGUGUUUCUUUAAUUAUAUUCAAAUUAAUAAAAAGUUAAAUAUAAUGGAAAGUAAAUCUGAGUCACAUUUCCCACAUAACAAACUCAAAACUUCAGAAUCCCUCUCUCUACUACAUAAAUUUCAGCUCUAUAAGCCAGACUUCUAUGGCCAAUUUCUGCAAUAACUCAGAGCAGGACUGGCUCAAACUAUCUUGUUGCCUUGGAUGAAAAUAGCUUGUUGCACUGGGAUCAGAGGGGUUGUGUGAAGUCAUGGUUGCCCUACCAGUGAAUGAAGCAAGGCAUUCACUGGGGUGAGGGUGUGACUGGGAGCCAUUACUGCUGUAACCCUGAGAGUUCUCCAAAGUAGCCCAAGAGCACCUGGUAAAUUUGACAAUUCCAAGCAGCUGAAUUGAUUGACUUGGAUCCAGACUAAGUUAGUAGUUGUUGUUUAUUAAUCGCCUUCCACAGGUUAAAAGCUUUGGGAUGCAACUCAGCCAGUGGGUUUGCAUAGGAGAAAGGAGACACAGAGGUGCAAUCUAGGCACAUAUAAAAAACAUUGUGAAAAUGCUUUUUUAAAAAACGUUAUGAAAUAAUAUAUUGAAUUUGCCAUAGCUCACCAUCAAGGGGAAGCCGGAGGAGGCAGCAGUGGCUGCAGCCUGAGGGGGGAGGAGGAAGAGGAGGGGAUGGGGAGGGACGCAGAAGGGUGGCGCUUCCGCGGCCGCUGCGGCACCCCAACCACCUCAUGCCAGGCUCGCAGGCGGCAUGGGCGAGUCUCUCUCUCCCUCCCUCCCUCUCUCUCGGGCGGGGAAGGGCCGAUGGAACUCCUCGCGCCAGGACGACGGCAGCCCUGACGUGCUGCUUAGCAUCCCCUCCAACCAGUGCAGCAUCUUAAUGUAGUGAUUUCCCCCUCUGCAUCCCUUUCAUAACUAGUUUUAUAAAUCAUUUGUCCACCCAUAGUUCAAAUUUUUACUACAAGUUUUCUGUCAAUCCUACCAAUGCAUGUAACUCUUUACAAUAGCUUUGCAACUAAAUUAUAAACUUUCCCCAUUCCUUAUUAAAGAGGUCCUCUUCCUGGUUUCUAAUUCUGCCUGUUAGCUUUGCCAUCUCGACGUCGUUCAUCAGUUUUGUCUGCCACUCUUCUUUGGUCAGAGUUGUAUAGACCCUUAGGAUCAUCUAGUCCAAUCCCCUGCAAAACAGAGUCAGUCGCAGCAAAAGCAGCAUGGCUCCAUCAGUGCGGGAUUUCUGUACAAGCUAAGCAAAAUCCCUUAUUUUGGCUGCUGAUCCCUUAUUUUCGAGGCUGCUGGUCCCUUAUUUUCAAAUCUGUAAGUUGACAGCUAUGCUCUCUGGCAUGUAGCUCACACAGUUUUGCACACAGGAAACUAACCUUUACUACAGAAGGGAGCAACGUAAGGCCUGAGAGCUGAAAGAAAUCCUUCCUGCCUGGUCCUUUUAUAACUGGAGGUGGCAGGGGGUUGAAUGGGGGGGGGGACGGACGUCAGCAUGCAAAGCCUCUGCCUGUCUCCCUCUGCUGGCACCCGGUAGACACCAGACAGAGGUCUCAACACUGUCACAUGAAAACACUAUAGCUUUGCAGGGGUCGUGGGGUGUCAGAUCGACACAGCCCAGAGAGGAUGAAUACAGUACAGUGUUUAUUGGAAAUACCUUAAGCUCAGGGGCUAAUCUUGAGAAUGGGUGACUUUUGUUCAUUCUUGUAUUGCAGAAACGGCCUGCAGGACUAGCGAGGAGCCUUGCUUGACUAGCAGCUUCACAAUGGCUGUGGGUGAACAGCCUGGCCUCAUGCACAUAUCUGCAGGAAUCCCCUGGUUUCCUCCAGGCACAAGUGCCACCUGGUGGCCACUUGGAGAGCAGCAAGCCCAAUCUGUUGACAAAGCCACGUCAACUUGA
Molecule: messenger RNA, 17274 nt
Organism: Podarcis lilfordi (Lilford's wall lizard)
Lineage: Eukaryota; Metazoa; Chordata; Lepidosauria; Squamata; Lacertidae
Source: the annotation of a GenBank genome assembly